This is a messenger RNA of Diversispora eburnea, 186 nucleotides long. The record is from the annotation of a GenBank genome assembly. NCBI's taxonomy places the organism in Eukaryota, Fungi, Glomeromycota, Glomeromycetes, Diversisporales, Diversisporaceae.
UUAUUUUUAUCUUCUCAAAUUUUAAAUCUUGAAUCUCCCUCUUGGGUAAAAGGAAAACUCACACUUUAUAUAACUAAUAGUUUCGUCAGUGUUCGUGCCAGUAUUCUUGACAGUGUUUCUGCCAAUGUUCUUGACAGUAACCUUGACACUGAUCUUGACAUUGAUUUUGACAAUAUCUUUGACAGU